AGGACCAGCUCCUGGGCAAGCUCAUCAGCAUGGAGCAGAAGAGCCUGGAGGACACCCUGGCGGCGCUGGAGGAGGACGUCACCGCUAACACCAAGUCCCUGCAGCAGCUGGACAAGCAGCUGCUCGACCGCCUCUCCAACUCCCAGGGGAACCUCCUCGAGGACACCGAGCUGAUCGAGGUGCUUGCCAACACGAAGGCCAAGGCGAAGGAAGUGGAGGGGAAGCUGGCCGAAGCCGACGAGCGCAAGAUCGAGAUCAACGAGAAGCGUGAGCAGUUCCGACCUGUCGCAACGAGGGGCAGCAUCAUGUAUUUCAACAUGGUAGACAUGACCAACGUGCAGAACCCGAUCACCUUGCAGCAGUCCGGCUGGAUGUACAACUGCUCGCUCAUGCAGUUCCUCGAGCAGUUUGAGAACUCGGUGAGGCUCUCCGAGAAGGCCCAGCCCACCUCGAAGCGCGUCGACAAGAUCAUCCACUACUUGACCUAUCAGGUGUACCGCUACAUGAACCGGGGCCUCUUCGAGCGCGACAAGCUGAUGUUCAAGCUCAUCGUCACGAUGAAGAUCAUGGUCGUGGCGGGCCAGCUAACGAGCGCCGACGUGUCGGUGUUCCUCAAGGCCGGUUCCGCCCUGGACAUCAAGGCCGAGAAGCCCAACCCCUUCAAGUGGAUGUCGGACAAGGUGUGGUUGAACGUCUUGCAGUUGACGCGACACUCGUUUGGGCACGACGGUCAGGUCUUCUACCGCGACCUCGCGGACAGCGUCCAGCGCAGCGAGGCCAGCUGGCGGAAGUGGUUCGACGAGAACGAGCCCGAGAGCGUCCCGGUGCCCGACUUCGAGGACCGCCUCGUGGUGGAGCGCACCCUGGGCCCGUUCCUGCGCCUCGUCGUCGUGCGGAGCAUGCGGGAGGACCGAACUGGCAUCUCGUGCACUCAGUUCAUUGAGAAGUCGCUAGAUUCACGGUUCACGGCGCCAGUAACGGAUGCGAUUGUUGACAUUCAUGCGGAAUCGAGUCCGCGGAAGCCUGUGGUUUACCUCUUGACCGCCGGCAGUGACCCCACGCUUAUGAUAGACGAGUUGGCGAAGAAAAAAAAGAAAUACCCGACCGACAAGGUCUCAAUGGGCGAAGGCCAGGAGAAGGUAGCUCGCGACAAGAACAACAACGCCUUCAUCUCCGGCGGGUGGGUAAUAUUGCAGAAUUCCCAUCUGGGCAUUGGCUAUAUGUGUGAGCUGGAGGAUGUGCUCACUAAAACGCCAGACAUUGAUGACGACUUCCGCUUGUGGAUCACGUGCGAGAUCACGUCCAGGUUUCCCAUUGGCCUGUUGCAGAUUGCGAUCAAGGUGACGCUGGAGCCUCCAUCUGGCUUGAAGGCUGGGCUUUACCGCACAUACACCACGGUCGUCACUCAGGACCUGGUUGACAAGAUCGACCACGAUAAGUGGCGAACCUUGGUUUUCGUGCAGGCGUUCAUGCACAGCAUCGUCCAGGAGCGGCGGAAGUUUGGCCCCAUCGGCUGGUGCGUGCCAUACGAAUUCAACAACUCAGAUCUGGACGCCUGCUUGCUGUUCUUGGAGAAGCACAUGUCCACGUCCGUCAUGGUCGGACAGCCGCUCUCGUGGAACACGAUACAGUACAUGGUUGCCGAGGCGCAGUACGGUGGGCGCAUCACGGAUGAUUUGGACAGGGAGCUGUUUGUGACGUAUGCCGCGAAGUGGCUCUGCGAUGACGUUUUCAAGAACACAUUCUGCUUCAAUAACUACGCGGCCGAAUACAAUUACAAAAUCCCCGAGGGCCUUGAGAUCCAGCAGUACCGCGAGGCCAUCGACACGGUGCCGCCGGUCGACUCGCCGCUCAUCUUCGGGCUCCACCCAAAUGCCGACCUCACAUAUCGGCUGAAGGAGGCCACCGAGAUGAUGGUCACCAUCAUCGAGACGAUGCCGAAGGACAGCGGCGGAGCCGGAGGGAAGUCCAUGGACGAGCAGGUGAAGGACCAGGCCCUCGACCUCUUGGAGAAGAUGCCUCCGGACUUCGUCGAGGAGAUCUUCCGCGCCCAGAUCCAGAAGCUCAGGGGUCCCCCUGGCGCGAGCGAUAAGGGUUUCGCCGCCCCGCUCAACAUAUUCCUGUUCCAGGAGUUGCAGCGACUUCAGAACAUUAUCAAGAUUGUCCGGACGAACCUCAAGAACGUGACUAUGGCAAUUGAUGGCACGGUGGUCAUGACCACCGAGUUGUUGCAGGACUUGAGCUACAUAUUUGAUGCUCGUGUUCCGACCAGCUGGACAAAUGAUGCAAGUGGCGCAGAGAUAUCUUGGUUGAUGCCGAACUUGGGUGGCUGGUUCACAGGGCUCGUGGAGCGGCACGCCAUGUUGUUCAAGUGGUUGGAAGAAGGGCGCGCUGUCAUGAAGUCGUAUUGGCUCACGGGCUUCACCAACGCCCAGGGUUUCCUCACCGGCAUGCGACAGGAAGUCACUAGGCAACACAAGAAGGACCAGUGGGCCCUGGACGAUGUGAUCUCCCACACCGAGAUUCUGACCUUCGACGCCGAACGGAUAAAAGAAGUCCCGGAGGAGGGGCAGAACAUCCACGGCCUCUUCAUAGAGGGCGGGCGUUGGAACAGGCAGGAGUCCAGGCUCGACGAGUCGGAGCCCAAGAAGCUCUUCACGGCGAUGCCGGCGAUCUACGUCACCGCCACCACGGCGAAGGACCUGAAGGCGAAGGACUUGAAUCAUGGCCCGUCUGGGCCUUACAAUUGCGCGGUCUACAAGUACCCCAAGAGGAACGACCGCUACCUCAUCUUCAGGCUCCUCCUGCGAACCGAGCAGCACCCGUUCCACUGGAAGCUGCGGGGGGUCUGCCUGGUGGCCCAGACCGAGUAGGCGCGAUUUAGGCAGGCAGGUGCACCUUGAAGGGGCCCUGGGACACACAAAUAAAUACACACAAAUAAAAG
This is a messenger RNA of Prorocentrum cordatum, 2944 nucleotides long. Lineage: Eukaryota; Dinophyceae; Prorocentrales; Prorocentraceae. The record is from the annotation of a GenBank genome assembly.